AUGGAAAGCUACAGAAGAGGUUCAUUGAAGGAAGCAGAGAGUUUGACUGAUUAUAGGCAAAAGAAGGUGGGUGUUAUAGGAGCAGGAGUGAGUGGGCUUCUUGCAACUAAAUAUUUACUGAGCAUAGGUCUGAAACCCACUGUAUUUGAAGCCAAAGAAGGACUAGGAGGAAUAUGGAGACAAACUUUUGCAUCAACAAAAACCCAGACCCCUCGUCCUGCUUACCAAUUUACUGAUUUUCCAUGGCUAAGUCAUGUUACUACCCUUUUACCCAAUCACAACCAGGUUAUGGACUAUUUUAACAGUUAUGCAAACCAUUUUGGGCUGCUUGAUUGCAUUCUGUUUAAUACCACAGUGGUGGAGAUUCGAUAUGGUGGCAAUGAAAGUGGUGCAUCUGCUGGACUAUGGGGUAAGAAUGGUGGCCCUUAUGAUGAUGGGGAAGUUUGGGAAUGGUAUCACUUUGAUUUCUUAGUUUUAUCCAUUGGUAAAUAUGGAGGUCUACCAAAAAUCCCAUCAUUUCCUGUAAAUAAAGGACCAGAAGUAUUUGAAGGAAAAGUUUUGCAUACCAUGGAUUACUCUGCCUUCAAUGAAAAGGAGGCUUAUGAAACUGUCAAAGGAAAAAGGGUUGUAAUCAUUGGAUAUCAGAAAUCAGCAAUGGAUUUUGCUGUGGAAUGUGCUGAGGCAAAUCAAGGAGACAAUGGCCCUCCUUGUACCAUGGUUUUUAGAAGAACCCACUGGAUGAUUCCUGAGGAUUAUUUGUUCUGGGGAGUACAUCUACAAUAUUUAUAUUGCACACGUUUUACACAAUUUUUACUUGGAAAACCAAACCAGGGUUUUCUCUUGAACUUGAUAGCAUUCCUAUUUUCUCCAUUGAGAUGGGCAAUAAACAAAUUUGUGGAGCUUUCUGAGCUUUGGAGAUUUCCUCUGAAAAAGUAUGGACUUGUUCCAGAUAUGAGUUUUCUAGAAGCAAUAACUUCUUGUAACAUCGGAUCAUUUCCUGACAAGUUAUUUCCAAAAGUAGAGGAAGGCUUGAUACGUUUUCGAAAAUCAUCUAGUUGGAGUUUUUAUAAUAAGGGAAUUGUGCUAGAUGAUGGAUCAAAGAUGGAAGCCGAUGUUGUGGUUUUAGGCACUGGUUAUGAUGGGGACAAGAAAUUAAAGAGUCUACUUCCAACUAAAUUUGGAGAUGUUAUAGAGAAAUCGGGUGGUGCACUCUCUUUAUACAGGGGGUUGAUCCAUCCACACAUUCCUCAAAUAGCCAUCCUUGGCUAUUCAGAGAGUUUGUCAAAUUUGCACUCUUCAGAAAUACGUUCCCAAUGGUUGGCUCAUUUUCUAUCUAACAAAUUAGUGAUGCCAAGUGUUAAGGAGAUGGAGAAGAAUGCAAAAGAGCUUGAAAAAUAUCUUGAAGGAAUUGCAGGUGCCUUCUUUUGGAAAACUUGUCAUGCUACUUUUCAAAUCACAGAUAAUGACGAUCUUUGUAGAGACAUGGGAAGAAACCCAAUGCGAAAAGCGAAUUGGUUUGAUGAAAUUUUCUCUCCAUAUUCUAACAUGGACUAUGGAUUGGAAAACUAA
This is a messenger RNA of Cryptomeria japonica (Japanese cedar), 1569 nucleotides long. RefSeq names its product probable flavin-containing monooxygenase 1. The record is from RefSeq and is a predicted model, not a curated record. Lineage: Eukaryota; Viridiplantae; Streptophyta; Pinopsida; Cupressales; Cupressaceae. The transcript has 5 exons. The coding region runs from base 1 to 1569 and encodes 522 amino acids. Gene Ontology annotation, molecular function: NADP binding; flavin adenine dinucleotide binding; N,N-dimethylaniline monooxygenase activity.